GGUAUUUGGUGGUGCCGUGCUUGACAUGGCUUCUCACUUGUACACAAAUCCACCUCAAAACCUUCACUUUCUUCCUUCUUCUCCUUCCCUUAAACCUCACUUAUACCUCUCUUUCAAACGCAUAAACCCACAACCCAAAUCCUCAUCCUCCUCCGUCUUCGUCCCUUGCGCAUCACAGAGCUCCAUUGCCAUUACCUCCAACGAAAGAUGGUCUCUCAAUGGAUUGUCUGCUCUUGUCACCGGCGGCACUCGCAGGAUCGGGCGUGCGAUUGUAGAGGAAUUGGCUGGUCUUGGAGCAAAGGUUCACACUUGCGCUCGAAAUGAGAACGAGCUAGAGAAUUGUUUGAGUGAUUGGAACCGUUCUGGUUUCAGAGUUGCGGGAUCCGUCUGCGAUGUCUCUGAUCGAUCUCAGAGAGAGGAUUUGAUGGAGACUGUAUCAUCUGUCUUUGACGGGAAGCUCCAUAUCCUUGUAAACAAUGUUGGGACGAACAUUAGGAAACCCAUGGUAGAGUUUACGGCUGGAGAAUUUUCGACUCUCAUGUCGACGAAUUUCGAAUCGGUUUUCCAUUUAUGUCAGCUUGCUUAUCCGUUACUUAGAGCAUCUGAGGCUGGCAGUGUUGUAUCCAUCUCUUCUGUUUCUGGUUUUGUCUCACUCAAGAAUAUGUCGGUUCAAUCUGCAACCAAAGGAGCAAUUAAUCAACUUACGAGAAGUCUUGCUUGCGAGUGGGCCAAGGACAAUAUAAGGAUCAAUGCUGUUGCGCCGUGGUAUAUCAAAACAUCUAUGGUGGAGCAAGUCCUUAGCAACAAAGAGUACCUAGAAGAAGUUUACUCAGUAACUCCUCUUGGUCGACUUGGCGAACCGAGAGAGGAACUAGCUAUGUUGGGAGCAAGAGUCCACACAUGUGCCAGAGACGAAACUCAGCUUCAAGAACGCUUAGGUAGUAAGCAAUGCAGGAACAUGUAUAGCCACGCCGACCACAAAGUAUACAUAAGAAGAUUUCUCGUUGCUGAUGGCUACAAAUCUGGAGUCAGCUUUCCAUCUCUCGCAGCUCGCACAUCCUUUGUUGGAAGCUUCAGGUUCAGGGAGCAUUGUGCUUAUGUCCUCUGUCGCUGGGGUUGUCCCUCUGAGUGUCGGAUCCAUCUAUGGAGCAACCAAAGUGAAGAAAACGCAAAAGAAAAGGUGGAGAGUAGACCAUCGAUGGGUCGUGUUGGAGAAGCAAAUGAAGUCUUGUCGCUUGUGGCAUUUCUCUGUCUUCCUGCAGCUUCUUAUAUAACAGCAUUGGUGUCAAAGGGUGGUCCAUCAAACUAUGCAGAUGUCACUAAGGGUUUUCAUUUAGAAUGGAGUCUUCAAGGUAUGACUGCUCUUGUGACCGGUGGAGCGGGAGGAAUUGGGCAUGCCAUAGUAGAGGAGCUAGCCCGUUUUGGGGCCAAAGUCCAUGUAUGCGACAUAUCUGAAACACUGCUCAACCAAAGUUUAAGCCAGUGGGAAAAGAAAGGAUUUCAAGUGAGUGGUUCAAUCUGUGAUGUAUCCUCUCGUCCAAAGAGAGAAACACUCAUGCAAACUGUCUCCUCGCUGUUUGAGGGCAAGCUCAACAUUCUUGUGAACAACGCUGGCGUAAUUCGCACAAAGCCAACAACGAAAUAUGUGGAAGAUGAUUUCUCCUUCCUGAUGUCAACAAAUGUGGAGUCUUCUUAUCAUCUUAGCCAGCUUUCACAUCCUCUCUUAAAGGCUUCAGGCUCUGGAAACAUCGUCUUCAUUUCGUCUAUUGCAGGGGUUGUAUCGAUUGACUGUGGAUCCAUCUAUGGUUUAACCAAAGGAGCUUUGAAUCAGCUAGCAAGAAACUUGGCAUGUGAAUGGGCAAGAGAUGGCAUAAGAGCCAACGCUGUUGCUCCUAAUUUUAUCACCACUGCUCUGGCUCAAGCUUAUCUUGAUGUCGCCGGUUUCAGGGAGGCACUGUUCAGUAGAACUCCACUUGGUCGCGCUGGAGAACCAAAAGAGGUUGCAUCACUUGUGGCUUUUCUAUGUCUACCUGCAGCUUCAUAUAUUACUGGUCAGACCAUUUGUGUUGAUGGAGGUCUUACUGUUAAUGGCUUCUCCUAUCAGCAACAGGCUUGAGAAAUGACCUUGUCACGUUUUUCCCUGUUGUCCUAAACGCUCAAUGUUCUCUCUUUAAUAAAAACUCUCACGCUAU
Arabidopsis arenosa is the source of this 2192-nucleotide messenger RNA. The record is from the annotation of a GenBank genome assembly. Lineage: Eukaryota; Viridiplantae; Streptophyta; Magnoliopsida; Brassicales; Brassicaceae.